GUAAGUAAAGCAGUGCUGUACAGCAGGGUUUAUAUCCCCUUUAAUAAAGGAUAAAAUAAUAAUGACAAUGAAUUAAUACAUAAUUCAAUAUAGACAAUUACAUUCUACUAGGUCAGUAUUGUAGGCCAACAUGGCCCAUUCCAUGCCGUUCCCAAGUGGUUAGAAGCUGUAAAGCGGCUUGGGAGACAUUGAAAUGACAACAACUAACCUGCUCUGUAUACCCUACUAAUAAGUGGGAUAUUCCCUAGUCAUAGUAGUAUAUGGCAUCUUUGGCCCUGCUCAAAUAAUAACAGUCGAUAAUUCCAGGAAGUUUGUUUGCAAGGUGCCUCGCCCCUACACAAGAGGACUUUGACUCUGGAACGUUAUCCAGAAGAGAUAAAGAAAAGUGAAUGCAAACACACUGAUUUUAUCCUGACUGUGAGAAGUCCAAUAAGUGGCGGCUUAUAAUGAGAUGAUGAGAUGAGUAUAAGAACCACAAGAAGCUGAGCAACAUGGAACCUUCACAUUUCACCUCCUGAAUAAGAACUGCGGCCUUUGGUCAAGAUCACUCCAGAAUAAUGUCAGGGGCUGGGCCAAGUACCAGGGUGGUGGGGAUCUUCUCUAGAGAAGACCAAAGCCUGUAUGAGUGGCUAAUGAGAGUCCUUCUGUCUUUCGCUUUGGUGAGGGAUGUGAAACCAGUUUUCAUCUCCAAUAACAAUUUUGUGACCUUCUUAGAAGAGGUUUCCCAAUGUGACUUUGCCAUUCUGUACCACUCAAUGAGAAGAGGAAGGAUCAAUGUGACUGAUGUUCUAGAUUCUCUGUAUGAUGGAGAGCUGGAGGUUCUAUAUAGAGUUCAAGGAAAAAAGAAGAUUCUGGUGGUCAUCGACGAUCUAGAUGACAGCAGCGCCAAUGCCAAGAAUGAGAUUCUACAGAGCCAGCCAAGCAUUGGAAGGUGGGCCGAGGAACUGUUCCUCUUUAGCACCCAAGAGAAAGAUUGUUUGGGCCCCGGUCCUGAUCUGCUGAUACAGGCCGACGAUCACCAUAGUAUUAACUCAGCGACUCAAAUGAAGGAGAAGUUGGGCCGUAUGAAACAGGUGAUUGAAGGGAAAAAGGAGGAAACAUCCCUCCCCAUCCAACACGAUUACAGCAAUGCACCAAUGCAGGACAGCUUUGAUGAGAGAAUGCUGGUGGUAUUCUGUUUUGGGAUUGUCAUCUUAUUUACUAUAUUAUUUCCAGCGCUCCUUUACUCGCUGUCCUAAGUACAAAUAUAAGCACUACAUGAAAAGGAAUGGUUACAUUGAAGAUGGAAACAAUAAUAAAAUAAAUGGAAUAGCGUCCUGAGCAUUGGGAAAGUUCUCAACCCUAGGAGUCAUUUAAUUCUGAUGCCAAGCUGCAAGACUGGAUAAUAAGACAAGCUGAAGGAUUAAUUACAUAAAUAAUGUGUGUAUAACUGAUUGUAACUACUGGAAUAAACCACCAAACUUUAAAGGGGGGUUCAAAAUGGACCAAACCAUGAUGGACAUUCAUUGCUGGAGAUGGAACCUUGGCUGAAAGUAUAUGCUCCGGCUGUUCCUGCUGAUAUAUCCGCAAUAAAUCGGAAUGCUGGGUACAUUUCUUUGGGCACAAUAAGCUGGGAUACAUUGUCAUGAAAAGGCACAUCAAAUAAAUAUUGUCUGUUGUUGA
Molecule: messenger RNA, 1662 nt
Organism: Xenopus tropicalis (tropical clawed frog)
Lineage: Eukaryota; Metazoa; Chordata; Amphibia; Anura; Pipidae
Exons: 5
Coding region: 558-1238 (226 amino acids)
Source: RefSeq, a predicted model, not a curated record